UCUUACAAGUUUUCAAAUUUCUGGCUCUCGGCCGCGUUUCAUGCGUCUCCCCCUCUUUAAGAUUCCUCCAAAAAAAAAAAAAACUUGCACACACUCAAUUUUUUUCCUUAGAUUUUCAUUUUUGUAGUUUUUGAACUUCAGUUUCUCUUAACUUGUUCAAGAUUUUUUCUGCAUUUACGUUUCUGCAGGAGGAAGAGUUGAAAGAAAUUUGCUUCAUCAAGUUAACCUUUUCUUCUUUUAAAGAAUUUUUGGAAGUAUCUUUCUCCAGACAUAUCUGGGCAUAAGCAUGGGUAUAUGACUCGAAAAAAUUUGAACAUAGAUGUGUGAGACAAAUACCCGUGUCCAACACUCGAACCCGAAUUAAAUAAAAUUUGACUUUUUCCUAUCAACUGCUUGUUCAAGUAGCACUUUUUUAACUCAUUAAAAGAAUGUCGGGUUUAAAGAGAUCUCCAUUGAAGACUGUGAAGCUCAAUUCUGUAGAUCCCGGGCGUGUUGCUGCUCAGACCAACCCUUUUGAUUCCGAUGAUGAAUUGGACAACAUGCAAACCCUUAAACCUACCAGAACAACUUCUUCUAAGCUUACCUUGAAUCCUCCAAAUUUCAGGACCAAUCCGUUUGAUGAUGAUGAAGAGAAAGUGAACUCUUCUUCUUCCUCUUCGUAUUGGCAAACUUCGGCAUUGCAGAACAAGUAUAAGAAUGAUUUCCGUGACUGUGGAGGAAUUGAGAACCAACCAGUGCAAGAAUUGGAGAGCUAUGCUGUCUACAAGGCUGAGGAGACUACAAAGACUGUCAAUAACUGUGUGAAGAUUGCAGAAGAAAUGAGAGAAGGUGCCACCAAGACUUUGAUUACCUUACAUCAGCAGGGUGAGCAAAUUACCAGGACACAUGAUGCGGCUGCUGGCAUCGAUCAUGACCUUAGUAUGGGUGAGAAGCUUCUUGGAAGCCUUGGAGGUAUGUUCUCUAAAACUUGGAAGCCAAAGAAGACUCGUGCAAUCAUUGGCCCCAUUGUCACAAGAGAUGAUUCACAAAGAAGGGGUGCCCAUUUGGAUCAAAGGGAGAAGCUUGGAUUGACUCCUGUUCCUCAUGGAGGUUCAAAGUCUCGAACACCACCCCCAGAGCCCACAAAUACAUCUCAAAAAGUUGAGGUUGAAAAAUCAAAGCAAGACAUUGCCCUCUCCGAUUUAAGUGAUCUACUAGGAGAACUGAAGGAUAUGGCCAUUGACAUGGGAUCUGAAAUUGAGAGGCAAAACAAAAGUCUGAAUGGUCUCCAAGAUGAUGUGGAUGAGUUAAAUUUCCGAGUCCGAGGUGCAAACCAACGUGCUCGUCGAUUACUCGGAAAGUAGAUCUUCGUUAUUGAAUAUUUCGAUUUUUGGAUUUGCUUGUUCUUGCUUGCCAUCCUGUCGAAGCCUUCUGUCUAGUGUAAUUCCAUGCGCACAUAACUUGGGCUUUAAGACUAUCACCUGGUUUUUGGUUCUCACAGUCUAUUAAUACAAUCCAGCUCUUUGCUACUUAUUUGCUUUAUCAAUUUUCUCUAUGUUCCAUGACUUGGCAUAUCUCUUUUCAUAAUAGAAUAAAUAUUUAAAGGGUAUUUGGAA
This is a messenger RNA of Gossypium raimondii (Peruvian cotton), 1595 nucleotides long. Its product is annotated as SNAP25 homologous protein SNAP33. The transcript has 8 exons. Bases 429 to 1343 code for a protein of 304 amino acids. Gene Ontology annotation, cellular component: plasma membrane; SNARE complex. NCBI's taxonomy places the organism in Eukaryota, Viridiplantae, Streptophyta, Magnoliopsida, Malvales, Malvaceae. Gene Ontology annotation, molecular function: SNAP receptor activity. The record is from RefSeq and is a predicted model, not a curated record.